GAGGGGAGAAGGAGAAACCAGCUCUCUCUCCCACCGCCGUGUUCUCUCUUGCUCCCGUCUCGCGUGACUAAAACAAACACAUAUACAUCCAUUUCCUUCUCUCUCUCUCCUCCUCCUCCUCCUAUUUUUCGCCUUUCCAUCUCCCCUCCACCAUCUUUCUGUGCUUCGCCUCCGCUUAUCUCUCGCCUCGCUCCCCCUCUUUUAUCUCUCCCUCUCUCUCUCUCCCCGUCCCACUCCCAAAUCCCCUCCCUUCCGCUGGCUUUGGCUUUAAUCCAAUCGAAUCUAGUGCAGCCCUCGCUUACUCGGAGAUAAAAGAGAGGGAGGCGAAAAGGAGGCGCAGCGAAGAGCGGAGGGCGGGACCCGGCCAAACAAGAAAGAAUAAAAAGGUAUUCGAGCGAAGAGAUCGGAAGGGAUAGUUGGUGAUGGCGUCGUCGUCAGCCCCGGUCCCGGCGUCAUCGGCUGCGGCAUCAUCUUCGACGGCCGCGUCGGCCAGCUCGCCAUGCGCGGCCUGCAAGUUCCUCCGCCGCAAGUGCCAGCCGGACUGCGUCUUCGCGCCCUACUUCCCGCCGGACCAGCCGCAGAAGUUCGUGCACGUGCACCGCGUCUUCGGCGCGAGCAACGUCACGAAGCUGCUCAACGAGCUGCACCCGUACCAGCGGGAGGAUGCCGUCAACUCGCUCGCCUACGAGGCCGACAUGCGCCUCCGGGACCCCGUCUAUGGCUGCGUCGGCGUCAUCUCCAUCCUCCAGCACCAGCUCCGCCAGCUACAGAUGGACCUCUCCUGCGCCAAGUCCGAGCUCUCCAAGUACAAGUCCGCCGCUGGCUCAUCCGCCCCCAAUUUCAGCGGCGGGCUGCCGAGCGCCGGCGUGCAUGGCUACGUUAGUGCCGAUCACCAAAUCGGGGUGGGCGGGAUCGGGUUCGGCCGGGAGCAGCUCUUCCCGGCGGGAAAUGCCCGGGACCCCCGUCCCAACCACCACUUGAUGAUGAGGAAUUAUGACGGCGAGCUGGUGGCGAGAUUGGGUGCGAAUGGAGCGUAUGAUGCAGCAGGACUUGUCGCCGCCCUGAAUGCGUCAGCUGCGAGCAUAGGGCCGUUGGGUGGGCAGUUCAUGAAGCCAAGUUCGGCCGGGCAAGGAUGAGCGGCCGAGCGUCCGGCCGUCGUCGUAGAUGUCCUUGCAGGUAUAGGACUUGGAAGGAUGGAUCCUUGCUGAUGAAACUGAGAGAGAGUUAGAAUUGACAAAGAGGCCUGGAUUUUGGUUUCAAUACAUUUACAGAAAAUAGAUUUUUCUUUUUCCCUCUUGUUUUCUCUCAGUGCUGUUUAUUUUAUCCUGUCUUCUUGAUCUAGCGAGUUGGACAAUUUGUAUUCCCAGUGCUUGUUAUAGUGGCAGUCCUAGUUGCUGUUUUCCUCCCUUGGAUACGUGGCUUUCUUAUUUGAACUCCUUUACCCUUUUCUGUUGUAAUGAUUUUUAUUACCUGCUAACAGAAUUUUGUAAGUUAUUUUCAAAUUGUUCUAGAUGCAAAGAAGAAAGAAGAAUUGCUUUUGUUGGGGGGGAA
Phoenix dactylifera (date palm) is the source of this 1551-nucleotide messenger RNA. The record is from RefSeq and is a predicted model, not a curated record. NCBI's taxonomy places the organism in Eukaryota, Viridiplantae, Streptophyta, Magnoliopsida, Arecales, Arecaceae.